Stereum hirsutum FP-91666 SS1 is the source of this 902-nucleotide messenger RNA. RefSeq lists its product as uncharacterized. The transcript is spliced from 5 exons. NCBI's taxonomy places the organism in Eukaryota, Fungi, Basidiomycota, Agaricomycetes, Russulales, Stereaceae. Bases 14 to 607 code for a protein of 197 amino acids. The record is from RefSeq and is a predicted model, not a curated record.
GAGUCGUCCAGCGAUGCCUAAGAACGAGUCUGUACCUACCACAAAGUCAAUGUCCGAGGAUGAUAGGGAAUCUGAAGGACUUGUAGCCAUUAUCUCCAGCGUCGAGGUCGCGGUCUUUACUCAGAAGAAACCACCGAGUACGCACAUACAAGUUACGAUCGACGAGGGGCCAUCCCAGAAGAGUAUUGUAAUCAAGAGAUCAGCUAAUCCAAAAUGGCUGGAGGGAGAUGAAAACAUGACAUUCUCGGGUCUACGCCCAUCGUCAAUAUUAAAACUUCAACUGUUCCAGCAAAGUCGCAACCCUUUCAAGAGCACUUCUCGUCUUGUUGGAGAGUUCGAAGGGAACAUCGUUAGUCUCGUCGCUGAAGACAAUGUAGGCGUGGCCUUUGACAUGAAACCCUAUGAUCCGAGUACUCCGCUCAUCAAGCUGAGUAUUUGCGGAGGGUCGACAAAAUACGCCAUACCCACACUCGCCAGGCACGGACAACUUACGCCACCUUCCGUUUUGGGCACAUCUGCGUCUACUUGUCGAGGACUUAUCCCGCCCAAAAGAAACAUUCUUUUUUCGUUUAUUCUCGCGUUAAAUCUCGGUGGAUCGGUUGGUUAGGUUCUGGUUAGGUUAGUUAGGUUCAGCUAGGUUCUGGUUAGGUUAGUUAGGUUCAGUUAGGUUCUGGUUAGGUUAGUUAGGUUCAGUUAGGUUCUGGUUAGGUUAGUUAGGUUCAGUUAGGUUCAGUUAGGGUUAGGUUCCCCCCGAGCGUUAGCGAGGCCGAACAUAAAAAAAUGCCCGAACGAGUCUUUAGUGUGCCCACCUGAGAGGAUCCGGCUUGGGGGACCCCCCGAGCGCAGCGAGGGAGGGGAGGAUCCUCGAACGGUGGGUACUCUUCGGGCGCAACAACGAAAAA